GUAAAGGGAUCAGGAGAUAGGGGGAACAAGUCAGCAGUAGCCCACUUCUGAUACUAGUACUAGUAGUAGUACUAGUAGGCAGUUUUCCGCAAGUGGAAAGUGACUCUAGCGAAAGAUCUACUAAAUGUUUGGAGUGUUGUUUCAUCGCUACGAGAACAGUAACAGUUGAAGACGUGUGCCCACGUACAAGUAGGUGUCGGCUUGCCUCGAUCUCUAAUUAUUUCAGCGAAAGGCGAGCUGCAGGAAGCACGCUGGGGGAAGAAUCCAAACACACCGUGCGAUUUGAAGAGGAUUCUGUAGACCGGUGGACUGCGAGGUGAACUGGAGACUCGUAGACUCUACGGAAGCUGAGGUUGACGCGUCGUGUUGUUUGCGUCUCCUAGCUCCUGCCUCCAUCGAUUGAUUCGCAACGCCGCUCUGUGAAUAGCGGAACCGAAGGAGGGUCGCAAGCUACCAGCGCGCGCACUGCCGGUAGUACCCUGGUAACUGCUACAACAUCUGUUCAUCUUGAAACUUUGCAGUUUUAUAAUCAUUACUAAUACUAACGUCUUCGGUUUUAUUAGGUUCUACGAUCACGAGUGGACAGUGGAUUUCCUGGAAACGAAGUAGCCAGCAGCAACCCGCGCUAUCAAAGAGAAGAACGACAGUGCUAGCGCCCCGUCCCGUUCAAAUAAGUCAUCACAAUUCACAGCAAGCGCCGGACGACCGCGUGGAUUGUUUGUCUACGAGUACGAGUGUGCAACUACACAAAUAGAACACGCGCACUAGCCCAUCUGGUAACAGUCCGCAGUAGCAGAGCUCGCAAAAACCUGUCGUACUAGCAGUCGCUGUGACUCAUCGAACAGUGUGUGACUUCUCACCAUGGCCCAGGAAGGUGACCGACUCCCCUCAGCCUCUGGCCAGCCACCAAUCGAUGAACGUGUAAUGCUUGAAAGCAGUAUACCGCAAGGGGAGGUUCAGCCAGUGGCGGAGGUUUAUGGCAGAGAGAACGGUGACAAUCUACAACCCCAGCGUCGCCCGCACAGCAAUAUUUUGGACCAAGGAAACGGGCGGAUAGUGCACAAUGCCAGUGAUGGGCUCAGCCCGAGCAAUACUGUCGCCGCGGCGACUGGGCGCGUACCUGUGCAGGAAUGCGGCAGUCCAAGUGAUGCGCAAUCGAACACACAAAACGAAGUCAGUCCUGAACUAGCAAUUUCUCCCAGAAAUGACACGAUUGCGAGAGAGAAGGCAGCCAUUGCUCACCCACUGCCUUGCAUGAAUCCAGCGGUGGAUCCGGACCAUGUAAGUGCACAGCAGUGCCACGAUGCGUCCGCUCCGGGUUGGACCUCCUCCGGUGUUCGCUCACCGCUGCAAUCCUCUUCCGAAAGCCAAUUUCAGUCACGGGAACAAUCCCAAUCAUGGAAAGCUGAUCUGCACGAGUCGUCAACGGGGCACACGACCGAUUCACAGGAUCUGUGCGACGGCGGGUAUAAUGAGAGCGGGGCUAGUGCCCCCAGCAGCAGCAGCAGAGCUAGUUCGAGCGGUGGCUCCCAACCUAGCCAUAAUAGUGGACAGCAGGAGAUGGGGGGUGACGGAGUUGAUGGGGCGCAGACUCGAGACCAAUCCCCCAGUGCUGCAUCGUAUGCUGGCAGCAGCAGCACUGCACCGGGAAGCGCCUCUUCUCGGUCUCACACGUCUGAACGCUCCGAUCGUACGGGAGCACCACACAGCCACACUGCAUCGAGGAACCAGUCUCCGCCUGCCCCACGUACUGCUGCUACCGCUACUUCUACGGCACACGGACUCCAGACACGGGCAGCUGGUGUGGAUACCGCACGCAGAGACCCAAACAAGCCGGCGACGGCUCCAGCGGCAAGUACACAGAACUCUGCCCCGGAAGUGAGCCAUUCGGCAUCGACGGGUGAGCAGCAACAGAAGCAGCGAAAGCGAAAUCAGCACGAAGAAGAUGACGAAGAGCCUUACUCAGAGGGCAAGAGUGCUCUUGUAAAAGCACAGUUUGACGCAUUCAACUGGCUGGAGACAUCCGGCAAUGACCUUCGGCUCUGCGAUGCAAAGGACCUCGCCAGACAACUUUAUGAAACAGAUGAUGAAGAUUAGUGCUGAGAAAAACUCCAUCGCGUGCAGGGAGCUGCUCCUUCAAGAGUGCAAGACACCCCUGGGUGAAGAAGGCUUCCAGCAGUUCCUGCUGGCGAUGUGGAAUACAAAAUACCGGCUGAACCAGCGCAUAGCCUUGGAGAUCAGGCAGAAACUGCCGAAGAGGAUAGGUAUCGUAUGGUCCGAGAAGUAUGAGUGCAUGCGCCGGUGCUGAUGGCCCGAGCCGAUGUCAGUCGCGUGCUAAUCGUACACGCGCUGCAUUGUAUAGGGUAUACGGCGAAACCUGUCUAAGACGACCGCUCAAGGGACCUUCAAAAUGCGGUCUCUGUAACCAGGUGGCCUUCUUAUCCAGGGUCACUUGACUGGAAUUAGCAUUCAUUGGUGCUGGUUUUCAGUGGUCUUCUAGGACAGGUGGUCGCCUUAUCCGAGUGGUCGCCUUGGCAGGUUUUCCUGUACUUCUGAGUUCAGUACAACCGACCAAAGCUGGUGCGCACACCCCAUGUACUGCAUUUAGGUCCUAUUGGUGUGUUCAAGUAUAAUUUUUUACCACUCGUGAAAUGCAUCUCCUGCCUCUGCCGCUCUGGGUUUUGCUUUUAAAAGUUUGCUCGUUUUUUUUUAUUAUCAUUUCCCUCCAUACCGCUGUUCCAUCUUCCUUCCAAACAGCACAUAUAAGUGCGUAGCUCAUGCGAAGACAUUGUCCGGCAGUGUUUCCUGCCGUGCAAUGCCAUUGCAACGUGGAGAAGCGUACGCUGACAGUCCAGCCUAACUGGAUGCUAGUUACAUUUACCAGGUUGAACUACCUUUGCCAGUAAAUUCCUUCUGAAGAGAUGGCAACAGAAGCGUUCAAGGAAAUCUAACCUGUGCAAAUGGUGUGUGUGUGUGUUUUGAAAUUCUCAACUUGUUUUACUUUUUUGGGAAUUCUGAAGAAUUGUUUUACUUAUUGCGUUAAUUUCAUUUCUGUCUCCACAAACUGUUUAACUACUAGAACAUUUAUUAAACUAUUCCCAAUAUUUCGUCUUGAUAGUUUCGCAACCUAUACCUUCGCAAGCAAAGACGAAAAUCCACACAAUCAAGUAGACGCUUCCUUCUAUCAAACGUUUUCUUUCCCUUCUCUUCAGGAUAGUACAGGGAAUGUUGGAAAUUUGGAAAAAACACAUGACUAUAAUUAUA
Molecule: messenger RNA, 3264 nt
Organism: Sycon ciliatum
Lineage: Eukaryota; Metazoa; Porifera; Calcarea; Leucosolenida; Sycettidae
Product: probable GH family 25 lysozyme 3
Exons: 5
Coding region: 862-2097 (411 amino acids)
Source: RefSeq, a predicted model, not a curated record